AUGAAAAGGAAAACUUGUGCUGAUAACAGAAGUAACGGACCAAACAUUUCAAAGAUGUUGAGAUUCACACCGGGUAAGAACGCUGACGUCAACGACAUUGAUGCCAUUGUUACGCCGCCGGGUUACUACAAGGAGAAUAGCUGGUUAUCAACGGAGACGCCACCAACAGUGAGCAGCACCGACAACGACGGAUCCUUCGCAGAGGUCGGUUGCAAGCCACUUGGUCGCUUCCUUUCGUUUGACGCAAAGAGAAGCUUGUUUUCCGGCAAACGUCUCGCAGAGCAAGCAGACGAUUCUCCCGCUACAAAAAGACUGCGCGAAACAGAGUCGGGUAUUGGCUGCAUAUCGUUAGAGCCAUUUUCUCCGAUCUCAGAGAAUGUUGACGUCAAGUCUGUGGUUCACCGACUGUCUACCGACGAUGCCGUGAUUGCCGACGGAUCUCGUUCUUGUACUCUCCCGACGAUCGCCGGUAAACACAGUGACCUCAAGGCUAUUUCCCCUGAAACGAUGAAUGACGUUCUUCAGGGUUGCUAUGACGACGAGUUAGAUCACGUGACUGUCAUUGACUGCAGAUACCCGUACGAGUUUGAUGGUGGUCAUAUUAAGGGUGCCGUGAACUUGUUUACGCGUAGUGCUAUACAGGAGUUCCUCUCACGACACAGUUGUUCUCACGCUUCCCCCAAGAAACACGUGAUAAUCUUUCACUGCGAGUUCUCGUCAGAAAGAGGUCCUAAAAUGUAUCGUCAUCUACGCAGUGAGGACCGUGCCAUGAACAAAGACCAGUACCCCCGCCUCAACUUCCCAGAAAUCUACCUGCUCGAGGGAGGUUACAAGGCAUUCUUCUACAAGUUUAUGGAACAAUGCUUUCCGCAGACGUACAAGCCCAUGCUGCACAAGGACCAUGCAGCUGAUCUACGUCACUUCCGGGGAAAGUCUAAAUCGUGGACUGCCGGUGAGAGACCAUUACUCACACGCACCACCCUGAGAUUUUAGUGCUAAAUGACCCAUACUUGCUAUGGACAUUGGAAUGGACAUAUAAGCAUAUCUGUGAUAAAAUGCGCAAUACGUUAUGACAGUUUGAAUAGAUACUUUCGUUUCAUCUGAAAUCAUUUAGUAAUACAUAGUGUUUCAGUUGUGAGAUAUCAAAUGCUCACAGCAUGUAAUACGUGAACAUAUUUCGUACUGAUGUUACUUAUAGUGGUUCUACGUGCGCGAGCUCUCUGAGUGUGUUGUUUCCAUGUAAUAAUAUGAUAGUUACUUUAGUUUUCUUUCUUUGUAUUAUCUUUUUUGUUUUAUUAUAAUUUUUUUUUUAAAUGCACCCUUUUGUUAAAAAGAUUUUUAAUAUGACAAUUGAGUAUUAACUCAUUCUGCACGCGCGCGAUUAAUUCGUUGGUCGAUUGUUAUCUGUAAACCGCGUGCCGCUUCAAUAUGAUAGUUACUUUAGUUUUCUUUCUUUGUACUCUUUUUGUUUUUUCUCUGUCAUUUCCAUAAAGAAAAUUAUCAUUAAAAAGGGUCAAGCAAAUAUGGAAAAUCUUUUAUAUAUUAU
Molecule: messenger RNA, 1546 nt
Organism: Mercenaria mercenaria
Lineage: Eukaryota; Metazoa; Mollusca; Bivalvia; Venerida; Veneridae
Product: M-phase inducer phosphatase 3-like
Exons: 9
Coding region: 1-993 (330 amino acids)
Biological process (GO): protein dephosphorylation; positive regulation of G2/MI transition of meiotic cell cycle; G2/M transition of mitotic cell cycle
Cellular component (GO): nucleus; cytoplasm
Molecular function (GO): protein tyrosine phosphatase activity
Source: RefSeq, a predicted model, not a curated record